GAUCGCCUCCGACAUCUACAGUUUUUAUAAAAUCCCCUUUUUCUUUUUCUUGGUAGUUUCCAGUAAGGAUCGUUUACGCCUCCUUGGUAGUUUCCAGGAAGGAACGUAUUCGCUUCCCAACUUUUACAGUUUCUAUAUAAUGCCCUCUGUUUAUGCUUACUCGGAUCCAAAUUCCCUCUGCUACUGACCUGCAUCAGCAAUUCAUAUUCUUUACUCGUGUUCAGCAUUAACCAAUGGAAUCCCCAUCCUUGGCUCACCGAAGAAAUGAGGAACACUAUGCUUUCUCUGGAAUUGAACCUCCAGGGAAACGGAGGAAAGUAGACGAAUCUUCAAGAUUGUUUGAUGUUUUCAUCAAUCACAGGGGCCCUGAUGUCAAAGAAACUGUAGCCCUUCAGCUCUACAAUUCUGUUAAGCAGUUGGGAAUACAUGCAUUUCUUGAUUUGGAAGAGAAAAAGCCUGGUGAUUCAUUUCCUUCAACAAUUAAGAAUGCCAUCCACUCUGCAUCGGCCCAUAUCGCUAUCUUCUCCAAGGGAUAUGCAGACUCCCCGUGGUGUUUGGCGGAGCUAGAUCUCAUGUUGCAGACUAAAGCUAAAAUUUUUACAGUUUUUUAUGAGGUGAAACCUUCUGCACUACGCCACAUACAAAGCGGAGAGUAUGCUCAAUCUUUCGCAAGAUAUGAAGAGAAGGGGAGGUAUAGUAUGGAGAAGCUUAAGAAGUGGAAGGAAGCCCUCCAUUCUGUUUCAUUUCUUACAGGAUACGAAAUCAGCAAAAAUUUCAAUGUCAGUGACUGCCACAAUCUAGUGUCAGCUGUCGAUAAAGAAGUUCAAAGUAAAAAAUCUAUACAUGUUGCCAAAUACCCAGUUGGACUUAACAGGCUUGUGAAAGAUUUUGAAAGGCGUUGUCUUGAUCAGCUUGUGGAAGAUUUUGAAAGGGAGUGCCGGAUCAAUGAAGGUGCCGAAGAGAAGGCUCAGAUCGUCGGCAUUUUUGGAAUGGGUGGAGUCGGCAAAACAACUCUGGUCAAAGAGUUGUUCAACAGAAAGCGGUCACAAUAUACUCGAGCCUGUUUUCUGUCUGAUGUGAGGGAAGCCUAUGCCAAGUCCAACGAGAAGUUUACUUGUUUACAAAUGAAACUCCUGAAAGAUCUAUACCAGAAAGAUAAUCUCAACUUUUAUAGUGUAGAGGAAGGAACAAGUUAUAUUGGGGAUUGCAUAAGGAGGAGCAACCAGUUGAGUUUCCUAAUUGUUCUAGAUGAUAUUGAUCACUUAAAACAGUUAGAUGCACUAUUGAUUAGGGAUAUGCUGAAUAAUUCUGGCAAGAGUCUGGUAAUUGUUACGACUCGUGACGCAGGAGUGCUAAUAGAAGCAGACAUCACGGUUGGUUAUAAUUUGAAAGGAAUGGCUACAGAUGAGGCGAAAGAGCUGUUUUGUUGGCAUGCCUUUGGCCACUCUUCUCCAUCUAGUGGAUACGAGAAGCUGGUUGACCUCUUUGUUAGGGUGUGUAGCGGCUUACCGUUGUCUCUUCAGGUUCUGGGCAGUCAUGUUCAUGGCCGCAGUAAGGAGUUUUGGGAGUCAGCGUUGGAGAAAGUUAAUAGGACGCUGCAUCGAGACAUUAAAGUGACAUUAAAAAUAAGCACUGACACGUUGGACGAUGAAGAAAAACAAAUAUUCAUGGAUGUUGCAUGCUUUUUCAUUGGAGAAUCGAAGGAAAAAGCCAUCAGAAUGUGGGAGGCAUCGAGAUGGAGUGCUCGACAUGCACUGCAAAGACUAAAAGAUAAAUGUCUGGUUGAAGAAAUAAAUGAUUAUAAAAUCAGGAAAAUAGGGUUUUCUGGAUUUAGGGGACGAUACGAAGAUCCCCUGGAGGCUUCCAGAAAAGAAAUGACUGUAUUGAGAAUGCAUGACCACUUGCGGGACUUGGGACGAGAAAUGGCAGAUGACCUGAGUCAUCCUCGUCGCCUGUGGCGAUCUCAACAUCUCCAAUUUUUGGAAUCAAAGGGAUUUAAAAACAUUCUUACCAAACCCGACUUCAGGUGUUUGCAUUCUUUUAUGGAUCAGUCCAUGAAUUGCCAUAUUAAAUACUUUCUAGGGGAAUCAGACAAUACGCUUGAGCCGUCAACUGCUUUACUAUGGCUUGAGCUUAGUCAUUCUCAGCAUGCAAUCACAAACAUUCCUGCGUGGAUUCCUCUUCAAAAUUUGCAAUCUUUGAAGAUCAAAGAUAGAAGUCUGGAAGGAUUGUGGCAGGAUAAUGAACAGGCACCCUUGGCGCUAAAAGAGCUGAGUAUCUAUAAUAUCGGCCAGUUGGAGGAGUUAAGCUUGGGCCUUCUGCGCCAUCUCGAAGUACUUGUAAUUUGUAAUUGUCAUCAUUUGAAAAGUGUGACUGGAAUAUCUGCUCUUACAAAGCUAGUGAUUUUAAAAAUUAUAAACUGUAGGGAGCUUCAGAUGUUAGAUCUUCCACAAUUUAAUUGUCUAAAAGAAAUCAUAAUUAAAGGUUGUGGGCAUUUGAAAAGUUUGACAGAAAUAUUUGAUCAUACAGAGCUAAAAUAUUUGGAUUUUACAAACUGUGGGGAUCUUGAGAAGUUAGAGCUUCAGAAGUUGGAUCUUCCUCCAUCUAGUUGCCUAAAAAGAAUUAGGAUUGCUGGUUGUGGUCAUUUGAAAAGUGUGACUGGAAUAUCUGAUCUUACAAAGCUAUUGAUUUUGGAAGUUAGAAACUGUGGGGAGCUUGAGAAGUUAGAUCUUCCUCAAUUUAAUUGUCUAAAAGAAAUUAUUAUUAAUGAUUGUGGUCAUUUGAAAAGUGUGACAGGAAUGUCUGAUCUUACAGAGCUAGAACAUUUGAGAUUUGAGAACUGUGGGGAGCUUGAGAAGCUAGAUUUUCCACCAUUUAGUUGUCUAAGAAGAAUUAGAAUUAAUGGUUGUGGUCAUUUGAAAAGUGUGACAGGACUAUCUAAUCUUACAGAGCUAAAAGAUUUGUACAUUGGUAAUUGUGGGAAAGUUGAGGAUCUCAGUCUUGUUCGACUCAACUGUGGAGAAGAAAUUAGCAUUCAUAACUGCAGCCAACUGAUAAGUGUGACCGCAUCUAAUCUUCCAAAGCUAAUCGAGUUGAAGAUUACUGAAUGUGAACAGCUUGAGGAGUUGAAGAUUGAUAAAUGUAAAAAGCUUAAGAAGUUAAGACUCGUUCCAUUCAGCACUCAGAUUUGUGAUUUUAAUUUUGAAGUUCCCAGGCUGAAGAGGAUUGAACUGAAAGGUUGCAAAAAUUUGUUGAGUGUAGCUGGAAAAUGUUCGAAACUUGUAAAAUUGAACAUUUAUGACAGCCCCAAGCUGCGCAAAAUACCAGAUAUGGACAUAUGGCAUUUAAUGGAAAGAGUGCAGCUCUUAUAUUGCAGCAAUGAGACAAUUCGGAAGUAUCUUCUCGAGAUGAAGAUGCUACCGUCAAAAUUUAUCACAGUAAUUGGUCAAGCAAAAGAUGGGGCGGAGUCAACUGUCAACGCAAAUCUGUUUUGCGACCUUGAUACCGCCAAAUCACUCAUCCAAAUUGGUACCAGGGACACGUGGAAUCAUCUCGGGAGACAUGUGGUGGGCGCAAUCAUUUUAUGCGCUGUGGUUGUGGUCAAUACUUGUGCUGCAGCACAGACGAUGAAUGAGCUAAUUAGGGAAUGUGAUGUUAAUCCAUGGCUGAAAUGUGAGGUUCGCCAAGGCAAAUGGAUAAUUACCUCGCUAACUAGCAACCGAGAUGAAAUAAAUAAGUUGAUUGAUACUGAGGGUAAAUGCUUUCCCUUUGAUUACCAUUGUUUCCCCGAAGAUGUAAUGGUGAAAAGUGUGACCAUGCCCGUGAUUGUAGGUGAAGAACAUAAAGUUCUGAAUGUUCUACGUAGAAUUGUUGAUGAGUUGUAUCACAAGUAAAGUACAAUUUAUGUUAGUCUUGGUU
This is a messenger RNA of Cryptomeria japonica (Japanese cedar), 3918 nucleotides long. Its product is annotated as disease resistance protein Roq1. The transcript has 5 exons. Lineage: Eukaryota; Viridiplantae; Streptophyta; Pinopsida; Cupressales; Cupressaceae. The record is from RefSeq and is a predicted model, not a curated record. Gene Ontology annotation, molecular function: ADP binding. The coding region runs from base 234 to 3893 and encodes 1219 amino acids. Gene Ontology annotation, biological process: signal transduction; defense response.